Molecule: messenger RNA, 2961 nt
Organism: Athalia rosae (coleseed sawfly)
Lineage: Eukaryota; Metazoa; Arthropoda; Insecta; Hymenoptera; Athaliidae
Gene: ALiX
Product: programmed cell death 6-interacting protein
Exons: 15
Coding region: 63-2522 (819 amino acids)
Biological process (GO): mitotic cytokinesis
Cellular component (GO): endosome
Molecular function (GO): protein binding
Source: RefSeq, a predicted model, not a curated record
CAAUUGUCAUCAGUUGUCAUUUUCCGCCGGAGUGGCCGCGCUCACAAUCAGUAAACGUCAAAAUGGCAGACUUGAUAGCCGUGCCCCUAAAAAAGCCAUCAGACGUUGACGUUAUUAAACCGUUGACAAAUGUUAUUAGAUCGACGUAUAAUUCGGCUAAUAAUCAGAAGGAUUAUACCGAAGCCAUAAAUGAAUUUAGUAAACUACGAAACAACGCGUUAUGGCGUGCCUUUGAGAAGUACGAGAGCUCUCUGGAGGUUAUUUACAGCUAUUAUGAUCAACUCGUUGCCUUGGAAGGAAAAAUUCCAGCACAUGAAGUUCAGAUACCAUUUAAAUGGAAGGACGCGUUUGACCGAACGAUAUUUGGGGGAAAGCUGAGUUUGACAAUUAGUACGUUGUCGUAUGAAAAGGUUUGUGUACUGUUCAACAUCGCAGCACUACAGAGUUCAGUAGCAGCUACUCAAUCACUUGAAAGUGAUGAGGGCCUGAAGUUGGCUGCUAAACUUUUUCAGCAAUCAGCUGGUAUAUUUAACUUUUUGAAAGGAAAUGUAAUGUUAGCAAUCCAGCAGGAACCAACUCCUGAUAUAAGCCCCGAUACUCUUGGCGCGUUGUCUUCUUUAAUGAUAGCGCAGGCUCAAGAAAUAUUUGUCCAUAAAGCUAUUCAUGACUCCAUGAAGGAUGGCAUUGUAGCUAAACUUGCUGCACAAGCAGAAGACUUAUAUGCUGAUGCGUUAAAAUUGUUUCAAAAAGAAAUCUUUCGGGCUUUCUGGGACAAAGAAUGGGUGCCUUUGGUUGCAGGAAAACAAGCUGGAUACAGAGCAAUGUCCGAAUUUUAUCAAAGCUUGGUAUGCAAGGCAAACAAAACUGUAGGGGAAGAAAUCGCGAGAUUGGAUCAUGCGGUUGAGUUGUUCAAAGCAGCUCAACAACGAUCCAACAGAUCAAACUUGUUUCAAGACUAUGCUAACAAAGCACAGAGAAAUUUAACUGAGGCAAGAAAGGACAAUGACUUUAUUUAUCAUGAGCGAAUCCCAGACGUCAAGUCACUUGAUCCCAUUGGAAAAGCGAGCAUAGCAAAAUUGCUGCCACUUUCUGAACCUCUCAGCUCUAAUUUUCAUGAUUCAUUUGAAGAGUUGUUACCUAUAAGCGUGCACCAUGCCUUGUCAUCUUAUGAAAUGCGCCGAACAGAGCUUGUCAAUGCAGAGAUUUCCAAGCUGCGAGAAUCGACUCAGAUGCUAAACAGUGUUCUGGCUAGCUUAAAUUUGCCAGCUGCUAUAGAAGACACUAGUGGUACAGAAAUACCUCAAUCUUUAUUGGAUAAAGCAGCAUACGUUAGAAAUGCUGGUGGUAUUCAAGCUCUUGAAGCUACAAUGAAUGAACUUCCAGAUCUGUUACAAAGAAAUAAAGAUAUUCUGGAUGAGUCUGAAAGAAUGCUCAAAGAAGAGAAAGAUUCGGAUGAUCAGUUGAGAGAGCAGUUUAAAGAGCGAUGGACCAGAAUACCGAGCGCCAGGCUGACAGAACAAUUUAGUGUCAAUGCUCAAAAAUACAGAGACAUUAUUAACAACGCUGUUGCUGCUGAUAAGGUCGUUCGUCAAAGAUUUGAAUCAUUUCGUCCCGGAAUGGAAACCCUUAGCAGAGAUGCAAGUGAAUUAUCAAAUACUGUCCCUGCUGGUUCUGCACUUCAAGAAAGUGGCGCUGUCAGUCAACUCAGAAAACUCAUGGAAGAUGUGGAGACAUUGAAAGCUGAGCGUGAUGUGAUUGAAAGCGAGUUGAAGUCAGUCACCACUGAUAUGAAGGCUACAUUUUUAUCAGCAUUGUCUGAAGACGGCGCAAUUGAUGAACCGAAUAUGUCUGUGGAAAACAUUGGUCAACUUUAUGGCCCACUUCAGAAACAAGUUCGAGAUAGUAUUGCUCAUCAAGAAUCCCUCGUAUCUCAUAUUCAGUCACAUCAUGCUGCGUUUAUAAACGAACACACUGGAGCUGGAAGCUCACGUGAGGCAAUGUUAUGUCAACUGGCAUCUGCAUACGAUGCAUUCAAGGAGCUUGAAAACAAUUUGAGAGAAGGAGCUAAGUUUUACAAUGAUCUUACACAGCUGUUAGUAGUUUUCCAAAACAAAAUAUCAGACUUCUGUUUUGCUCGUAAAACUGAAAAGGAAGAACUCAUGAAAGAUUUGACCACUAAUUUGAGCCACACUGGUCCAGUAUCAACACCAGCGAUUCCAUCGCAUCAUGGAGGAUCCCAGCCACAAGCACAGUCCAAUGCUCAAGGUGGAUCACAAUUACCAUAUCCAACAAUGCAGUAUGGCGGAAUGCCCAUUCCAUAUGGAGCAAAUGCAGCAGCCCCUUAUCCGACCUAUGCACCACCCCCAAUGCCAGCGGGUUACAAUGGAUUGUACAAUUAUACAACAAUGCCUUAUCCUGCACAAGGUGGAUAUAAUCCAUAUCAGCCACCCCAGGCUCCAUACGGUGGUUACGCAACUCUUCCAAGAUAUGGGGGCUCAAAUCCGCCCCAAAAACCGUGGUGAAAAUUGGAUGCAGAGAUUAAUAGUGGUUAAGUAAUCGUCCCACUACUUGAAAUAAAUAAACGCUCCAAUUUAAUAAACUGCAAAGCAGUGAAUCUCCUGGAUUGGAGAGAAGUUUUACAAUCUUUCGUUUCGAUUAUUGAUGAAUAACAUGAAGAAUAGGUCUUGAAUUAAUUGUAGAUAAAGGAGAAAAAAAGAAGAAUAAUCUAGCUAUGUAGAUGAUUUCAAAAUGCAAAUUAUUUGAACAGCGUUGUGUAAUUAGAAGAGUUGACCAUGUAUUUUUUAUCUGUGUAUUGUGUUCCUUCUUACCACUGUUUUAUGCAAUAUAAAAUUAAUUCGCGAAAAUAUGGGCUACUUUAGGUUUCAAGAGCAUGAGAAUUUUGUGUAAACGCUACAUUUAUUUUUGUUAAGAAUUAUAUUACAUGAUUAAUAAUAUAUAACA